Calidris pugnax (ruff) is the source of this 2655-nucleotide messenger RNA. Its product is annotated as endogenous retrovirus group K member 25 Pol protein-like. Lineage: Eukaryota; Metazoa; Chordata; Aves; Charadriiformes; Scolopacidae. The transcript has a single exon. The record is from RefSeq and is a predicted model, not a curated record. Bases 443 to 1348 code for a protein of 301 amino acids. Gene Ontology annotation, biological process: DNA integration. Gene Ontology annotation, molecular function: RNA stem-loop binding.
GGAUGUUCCUCUGCAGCCUCUUUUCUUACAGCAAUCUUUGCCAAUCCCUAAUGCCUGAACGGCACUCACUGACGUCUCGGGAAGAAGGGGCAAGGCUGCUGUUGUCUGGCAAGAGGCCACACGUGGGUGGCAACACUCUGUUGUUUUUCAGUCAGGUUCUACUCAGUUGGUUGAGCUUGCAGCUGCUAUCCAUGCAUUCAAUUUAUUUGCUACUGAACCCCUUAAUGUUGUCACUGACUCUGCCUAUGUGUUUGGUAUUAUACAAAGAUUAGAGAAAUCCUUUUUAAAGGAAGUUGCAAAUCAGGACUUGUUUAAUCUCCUCUCUAGACUGUACACAUUGAUUUCACGGAGAGCUCAUCCUUAUUUUGUGUCUCAUUUACGUUCUCACGCUACAUUGCCUGGACCCACGGUUAAAGGUAAUGCUGUUGCUGAUUCUUUUACUAUGGCUGUUGUGGUACCUAAGAAACUUUUCAACAGGCUCAACUCUCCCACGAAUUUUAUCAUCAGAAUGCCAAGGCACUCUCCAAGGAUUUCCAGCUCACACUGCAGCAGGCACGAGAAAUUGUCUCUGCCUGUCCAGACUGUCAGCGUCUCCUGCCGCUUCCUACAGACUGGAUCUAAUCCUCCUGGAUUGCAGCCCCAUGAACUACAGCAAACUGAUGUUACUCAUAGUUCUGCAUUUGGGGUUCUUCACUUUGUACAUGUUACUGUUGACACCUUCUCUGGGUUUAUUGUUGCUUCUGCACACAGGGGAGAGAAGGCUAAAGAUGUCUGUCGCCAUUGGCUUCGUGCAAUUGCUGUUUUAGGUAUUCCACAGAAAAUUAAGACUGAUAACGGGCCAGGUUAUGUCACUAGACAAACAAAAACUUUUUUAGCUGAGUGGGGUAUCCUGCACGUUACAGGUAUUCCCCAUUCUCCAACUGGUCAAGCAAUUAUAGAGCGUUCUCACCUUACACUGAAAAACAUGCUUUAUAAACAAAAAAGGGGGAAUCCCCUGGGUAUCACACCUCAGGAACAAUUAGAUAAAGCCACUUAUGUUUGGAACUUUUUGAAUCUUACGCAUGGUGACAAUUUGACUGCUAAUCAGUGGCGAUAUGGUUUGCCAGAUCAAACAAAUAUGAAGCCUACUGUAUUUGAUAAAGACUUACAGUCAGGAAAAUGGAUGGGUCCAGUACCCUUGUUAUCAUGGGGACAUGGUUAUGGUUGUGUUUCUUUAUCCACAGGACCAUACUGGUUACCUGCGAAAAAUAUCAAGCCUGCCAAUACUAUACAGAAAGAUGCAGAGUCUGUCGAAGAUGUCUCUCAAGACAAAGAUAAGAAGGAAGAUUCUAAUCUUCCUCAGGUUUAAUCAUGUUGAAUGUGUCUCGCAUUAUCAUGUGUAUGUCUUGCCUGUGUUUAGGCCUCUCAUAUGGUGGGAUCGAACAUCACUUAAGUAAUAAUGAUACGAGAUGGAUGAGAGGAGUUUUAUUACUACCAUCUUGUGAUGAUCUUAACAAUUACUUUAAGGCUAGCCAGAUAUUUUGUAGUGACUUACAUGUGUGUCACACGGGCCAAUGUUACUAGGCCUGAGAAUCAAUCUCCUUCUAUUAAUGUCACUGCCCAGUUACAUCUCGUUGGAUUAAAACUAAAUGGCAAAACUAAUUACACUGUGGUCACUUUGCCAAGUCCAAACAAUACCAACAAGGAGGGUAUUAUCCCAUAUUCGUCCUAUUUCCAGCAUGCAACCUGCAAAAAUUGUAAGAUUUGCAACAAUUGGCUCAGAGACCAUGUCUGAGGUUGUAUCCUCAAAGACAAAACUCCUAAAUUCCUUGGAUUCUAAGGACAACCAUUCUAGCAUUAAAACAGAUCUAAUGACAUUAGUUUUGCCAGGUUUAACAUGAACUGUAUAGCAGCUGUAUAUGCAGAAAAAUCUUACCUUAAUUAACCUGAUGGAUUUUGCAUUGUGCUAACAUAACUGUGUGUACUACUCACUUAUAUGUAUUUGCAUUAGUUUGUAAUCCUAAUGUAACCUUUAAUGAUAGUUUGUAUUCAUUAGAAGCACAAUCCUUUUCUUUAAGAAUUAUAUUACACAUGUUGAUUUAGCAUUAGGAAGUUAGAUGACUAUCAUUCUUUUAGAAAAUAACCAGAAUUAUGCAUACCUGUUAAUUUUAUGUAUGAAUGGCAAGUGAAAGAUGGUGUAGGUUAUUUAGUGAGACUUCCUAAGAAUGAAGUUGAAAAUACAAAAAAAGGGUUAAGUGUGUUCUUGAGUGGUUAGUUUUUACUGUAGUACGUGAUUACAGACACUUGAAGCUGCUUUGUUCUUUUGUUUAAUUUUCUUUCUUUUUGGGUUCCUAGGUUCAAUUAAUUAGACAUGUGGUAUUCAAUGCCAGGUUGUGAUGACCCUUGCUUUGAUUUCUAUUCUAAUAAAAAGGGGGGAGAUGUGGGCUCAGUGAAAGGUCACUCACAUAGUUAAGAUUUACUUGCAUCUGGAGCAACAGUGUGUGACCUUGAGAGCAGUAGUGACCUUGAGAGCAGGGGAGGAGUGAGAAAUACAAGUUUUGCAUCCUGAAACACAUCCUGACAAAAAACAGAGCAGUCUGGGAACCGAAACCUGUCUUGAGAGUAGAAUAAUUGUUAUUGUGAUAAGCUCAGUAGAAGGUAAAAAAAUAUUUUUGU